Molecule: messenger RNA, 942 nt
Organism: Wallemia mellicola CBS 633.66
Lineage: Eukaryota; Fungi; Basidiomycota; Wallemiomycetes; Wallemiales; Wallemiaceae
Product: WD40 repeat-like protein
Exons: 5
Coding region: 1-942 (313 amino acids)
Biological process (GO): protein import into nucleus; positive regulation of TOR signaling; COPII-coated vesicle budding
Cellular component (GO): COPII vesicle coat; nuclear pore outer ring
Molecular function (GO): structural molecule activity; protein binding
Source: RefSeq, a predicted model, not a curated record
AUGUCAUUCACCGAAUCUGCACCACCUCAAUCUAUUGAGACUGGCCAUCAGGAUGUUAUUCACGACGCACAGCUAGACUACUACGGAAAAAGAUUAGCUACAGCUUCUUCAGAUCGCACUAUCAAAAUCACAGAUAUCACGGACGCUCCUUCAUCGACAUAUACCAACUCAAACGCAGUUAUCUUGCAAGGCCAUCAGGGUCCAGUAUGGCAAGUCGCCUGGGCUCAUCCAAAGUACGGUUCUAUACUAGCCAGCAGCAGCUAUGAUGGCAAGGUUUUCAUUUGGAAACAGGAAGGUGCGAACUGGACGCGUAUAAAGGAUCAUACCUUGCACACAUCUUCAGUAAACUCCAUCAGCUGGGCACCACACGAGCUUGGCCCUACUUUAGCCUGUGCUAGUUCAGACGGUAACGUCAGCGUACUCACUUUCCACAACGACGGUACUUGGGAUGCUUCAAUGUUGGCUGCCCACAAGUUGGGUGUUACUUCCGUUAGCUGGGCUCCUGCAUCAUCCAAUUCGAAUAUUACUGCACCAGGCAGUGCUAAUGCUAGCGCUUUAAGUCACAAAUUGGUAACUGGUGGUUGCGACAGUCUGAUAAAAAUAUGGUCACUUAAUUCAGAAACAAAACAAUGGCAAUGCGAUGAUACGCUCCAGACGCACACUGAUUGGGUCAGAGACGUUGCUUGGUCACCUAACGUUGGACUCUCAAAGCAAUACAUUGCGUCUGCAUCACAAGACAAGACAGUCUACGUCCACACUCAGCAAAUCGCAAAUGGGGAGUGGAGCUCGACAAAAAUAGAUUACGACUUUAAAGACACCGUAUGGAGACUGAGCUGGUCACUCUCGGGUAAUGUUCUCGCCGUAAGCGCUGGUGAUGGCAAAGUUACACUCUGGAAGGAGAACUUAGAAGGCGUAUUCGAACUGGUUAGUGAUGUUAAUUGA